AUGGCCAGUGAGACACCAAGAUUAGAUCCAAGAGAGAUCAGUCAGACACAUGUUCCAGUUUUUAGACUGAUAGCACAAAUUAAAUCGAAAUCAAGCGAUAGCAUAUUGAUUUUAAAUUCACCAACGGUUGAAAAUGAGAUGAUAACUUUAGAUAAUGUACGUGUUUCCAGUACGAGUAUAAACUUCGAGAUUGAUUCGUGGUAUGAGUUUGUGUGUAGGUCCAGUGAUGAUGGUGAGACCGGGUUCUUAGUUCUUGAUGCUGUGCCAUGUAAGUUACAAGAAGGUGAGAAUAUUAGUAUAAAUGGUAUAGUUCAAUUACAAAAUUUAUCGAAGAAAUUUCCUGAAAUUUAUUGA
Kazachstania africana CBS 2517 is the source of this 354-nucleotide messenger RNA. It is a transcript of the gene RFA3, whose product is annotated as Rfa3p. Lineage: Eukaryota; Fungi; Ascomycota; Saccharomycetes; Saccharomycetales; Saccharomycetaceae. Gene Ontology annotation, molecular function: DNA binding. The transcript has a single exon. Gene Ontology annotation, cellular component: nucleus. Gene Ontology annotation, biological process: DNA recombination; DNA replication; DNA repair. The record is from RefSeq and is a predicted model, not a curated record. The coding region runs from base 1 to 354 and encodes 117 amino acids.